Molecule: messenger RNA, 3318 nt
Organism: Gopherus flavomarginatus (Mexican gopher tortoise)
Lineage: Eukaryota; Metazoa; Chordata; Testudines; Testudinidae
Gene: GPR15
Product: G protein-coupled receptor 15
Exons: 1
Coding region: 60-1067 (335 amino acids)
Biological process (GO): immune response; G protein-coupled receptor signaling pathway
Cellular component (GO): membrane
Molecular function (GO): G protein-coupled receptor activity
Source: RefSeq, a predicted model, not a curated record
AUAGCUAUGAAUAUUCCUUUCCCACUGAGAAUCCUGAAGAGUACUGCCAAGCUCUGGACAUGCCAUAUAUGGGCAUUUUCCGUCCUAUUCUGUAUGCCACUAUGUUCCUGGUGGGAAUCGUCGGCAAUUCCAUCUUGAUGGGAGCCCUGGUCUUCAAAGUUGGAGUCCGCAGGCUGAUUGACAUCUUUAUCCUCAACUUAGCUGCCUCUGACUUUGUUUUCCUCCUCACAUUGCCACUCUGGGUCCACAAGGAGAUCUGGCAGGGGGUCUGGAGGUCAGGCUCCUUUCUCUGCAAGGGCAGUUCCUACAUCAUCUCAGUCAACAUGUAUUGCAGUAUCUUCCUCCUCACUUGCAUGAGUGCUGACCGGUACCUGGCCAUCAUGUACCCCUCUGUAGCCAGGAAAGUCAGAACAAGAUUCUACACUAAUGGACUUUGCAUCUGUGUCUGGCUUCUCUCCUGCCUCCUAGGGCUUCCCACCCUUCUGUCCAGAGAACUCAGGCAAUAUAACGGCCAGGCUUACUGCACAGAUGUGGCGCUCACACCUGCUAAACGGAUUGUGUCACUGGUAACGUUAAUUCUGGCCUUCUUUUUCCCCUUGCUGAGCAUCUUGACCUUCUACUGCUCCAUCACCAAGAAGCUCUGCAUACAUUACCAGAAAUCUGGGAAACAUGACAAAAAGCUGAGGAAAUCUAUCAAGAUUGUCUUCAUCGUAGUGGCUGCCUUUGUUUUCUCCUGGAUUCCCUACAACGUUUUCAAGCUUCUGGCUAUCAUCUCUGGGCUCCAGGACCUGAAGCCACCUUUCUGCCUUCCUUAUGUCCUUGCCCAGGCAGGCAUGGAAGUGAGCAGCCCCUUUGCAUUUGCCAACAGCUGUGCCAACCCUUUCAUCUACUACUGCUUCGAUGGCUAUAUCCGCAGGAACAUCUCGCAGUGCCUGUGUCCAUGGGUGAAGGGCCAGAGAGCUGGGAGCAGUUCCGACACCUUGGACACUCGCAUCAGCUACUCUUUGUCCACUUUUAUUCAUGGGGAGCAUGCAAUUAGGAAACGGAGACGCUCUCUGUCAUUCUGAGAGGAGCGGGGACUUUGGAAGGAGACAUUUCUUCCAAUGGAGAGAUGAUGGGGAAAGAAAGGUCCACCGAAAAAAGCAUGAAGGCAAAAAAAGAAAAAGAGCGUGAGAGUGAAAGGGAUAGAGAGAAUGAGUGAGAGAGUGCAAUAUGGUAGCACUUCUAGUUACAGAGGAAAAUAUCAUGUUAAUUUCCUUUAAUUAUAUAAAAAGAACAGGAGUAUUUGUGGCACCUUAGAGACUAACAAAGGUAUUAGAGCAUAAGCUUUCAUAGGCUACAGCCCCACUUCAUCGGAUAAGGAUGCAUUAUCCAAAGAAGUGGGCUGUAGCCCAUGACAGCUUAUGCUCAGAUAAAUGUGUUAGUCUCUAAGGUGCCACAAGUACUCCUGUUCUUUUUGCGGAUACAGAUUAACAUGGCUUCUACUCUGAAACCUUUAAUUAUAUAAUUAUAAUUGGAAUAUAACACUGUAACUAUAGGGUAACUACAGGGUUCUGCAGAUUACUGUGUAAUUACAUUGAGCAGAUCUAAAACUAGUCUACAGAGAAAUAUACACAAAUGCUUAAAAUCAAAAUCCCAAUGCUCUGCACAAAUAACUACAAACUGUAGAGCAACUCACCAGAUUCAGAACUAGCCUGUCACACUCAGGAAGCCUGUGAGCGGAAAUGCGCAAGUUCUCAUUAGAGUGAAGCACAUAAUGCAGAAAGAAUAAUGAGUUUAUUGAGUUUAUUGAGUUUACCUUCUUUUUCGAAUGUGGAAAACCCAUCAAGCAGUCAUGAUUUUCUCAACAUGUAUUUGUUACUCAAAAUUUGUUGAGGUUUUUGAUUUUGUGCAUUUUGUUUAUUCAUUCUAGUGGUGUCAGCUCUCACAGUUUUAUUAUGAUUCUCACAAUAUUUGAUGUCUUUCUUAGAGCCUCAGUUUCUGGAAAAAUGGAAUUAUGGGAGAAUCCUAAAUGUCCUUUAAAAUAAGUUUCUAGCCCUCACAGUUGCAGAGAAAAGCUGGAAAACGUGACCCAAGUGUAACUUGGAGGCUCAAAGCUAAAUGGCAAAUAAAAAGAAUCCAACAUUUAUUAUUUUCAUAAAAUAUUGAUUGUUAAGACAACCAUGAUAUUUUGGGGCUUGACUCAUGUUGUCAAUGCUGUAUUGUUCGAAAUCCAAAAUUCAGCUUGUGUUGCUUACCGCAGUUAAUAAUUUCAGUCACCUGGUAUUGUUACAGUUCCCAUAUCGGAGGAGUGCAGCUCCUGCAGUCAGGUUUCUGGUGCAGAUGUUUGUGGAAAGCAAAAUUAAAAUGUGUGUCCCCCCCAAGUAUUUGAAUGCUUGAGUUUGGAAUUUGUUUUCUGUGAGCAUUCAUGGUAGCAAGAUUCAGUCACAUGAAUGUUCACAGAAGGGAACACAAAAGGGGGAAAGUGUUAGUUUGUUAAAAAGGUGAGAGAAUAUUCACACAAAACAGGUUUGCAGCAAUUGCAGGGUUCUCAUUUUUGCUGGUGGUUAAACCACUAGUGAUCUUUUAGAAAUGCCUAUGCCAUAGAACUGUACAUUUGAUAUGCUGUAGCAAACACACCAAUUGUCCAAAUAGUGCCAGCUCUGACGGCAAAUGGGAUGGUUUUUAUCACCAUGGGCAAAACUGGAGGAGCAUGUAAAUUCCACAGAUUGGGACUAUAAAUUCUGUAAAGCCAACUCAUGUUUUUUCAUUUUCUCCCCCUUUUUCAAUUUUAAAAGCCCAGUCAUGUAAAUACUCACCCCUAAAAGCUAGCCCAAUGUUAGGUUUAUACAGUUAAAACGCUGAGAACUAAGGUUCUACCAGAAAUGUUAACUCAGUUGUGUUGCAACAUGUCCCAUACUCCUGUUUUACUUGUUAAACAUGUAGCUUAAUCUACUAUUGCUUGUCAUAAAAACAAUAAAUCUAUACCAUAAAGCAUCCAGGAUUUGCAAUGUUUAGAGAUUGCCAUUUGAAAGAUUAGAAAUUCCCUUUUGAAUUUCCUGAGUUUUUACAAUUUUAUCUUUCUUUAUUCCUGUUUUUUUCUUUUGCAUUUAGCCUUUCUAGAUCCAAAACUAGUUAUUGCAAAACCUACAAUAGGGUUUAGAGGGCAGAAAUCAUUUGAUAAUCAUCACCAUAUGAUAAAAUGAACAUGUUGCAAUUCAUGAUUUUCAAUAUAGGUAAAGAGAUCUUACAGAUAUUUGUAGCUAUUUAAGGUGAAGAGAUGCAGCUCUGCUACGGGAGGAAAUCACCCGCACGACAUGUUUAAAAACAACAAAAGUU